Molecule: messenger RNA, 3197 nt
Organism: Acipenser ruthenus (sterlet)
Lineage: Eukaryota; Metazoa; Chordata; Actinopteri; Acipenseriformes; Acipenseridae
Product: lipase member H-A-like
Exons: 11
Coding region: 1153-2505 (450 amino acids)
Biological process (GO): lipid metabolic process
Molecular function (GO): carboxylic ester hydrolase activity; lipase activity
Source: RefSeq, a predicted model, not a curated record
UCUGGUCACUCUCAGCAAUAUCCUUUUUGUAGUGAGGUGACCAGAACUGAACACAAUAUUCUAGAUGAGGUCUUACUAAUGCAUUGUAAAAUUUUAGCAUUAUUCCCUUGAUUUAAAUUCAACACAUGAACACAGUGGAAGAAACAGCUAACAAAACAAAAGCUGGCCAAACAGCAGGUGAGUUCUGCUCCCAGUAGAAUGGGUCCCGCUCCAGGAAUCCUCUCCCUGACACACACUGAAUCCACUAAAAUCUCCUAAAUUAAAUCCCUUUGCUAAAGGGCAAGGAUCCCGGUUAAACACACGGUGGUCCUUGGUUGCGCUCACGACCGCGGUUAAACACAUGGUGGCCGCGUAUUUGGUUUACUGACCCUGGAUCUACCCGCCGUCAUGUCUAAAUGGCUUUCAAUCAUGACAGAUUUGGUUAUGCAAAUGUGUCGUAUUCUGUAAUACAUAAAGCUAGCACCGCCUUGUUUCAGCUUUAGUCUUAAUGGACAGAACACUGCAGAUAUCCAUCCUACAUCCCUAUUAGGUGGUAAUCACUUUCUGCAAGUCAGUUCAAUUCAAGUUCUAGUUUCUCUUCACCCCUGUUUAUGCAGUGUUUUAAUGCUUUGUUUUAAAAUGUAAGAAACGUUUAAAGCAUACUUUCAAAAAAGGGAGGGAAGUGCAAGGCUUUACAGAAACUGAAAACAAGCUAUGCUGAAGGGAAAUCAAAUAAAUGAUAUAGGACAGAUCCACAACAGUGUUUCAGCCAAGGAAAGCAAGCUUUUCAUUUCAGCAUAGCUUUGUUUGCAGUUUCUAUAAAGCCUUCACUUCCCUCCCAUCUGACAGUAUUUGCCAACAGACAGGUGAUACUGUAGGUGUGUCUUCAGUUUAAAAGGGUGAAUGUAGUGUGGGCAAGAAAGCUAUCGUUAUGUAUUGGGAGGAGCUUAUCUUUGAGUUUCAUGCACAAUACUGCUCUGUACUUCCUGAUUCACAAUGCUAGAGGUGCAGCUUGUUAAACUAGGGUUAUUUUCCAGUGACUGAAAACAGAAACUUCAAGACUUAAUAGUUCUAUUAUUAUUCAAAUCCCUUCAAUCCUUUCUAUCUAUCGUCUAUGGUCACUCCUUUGGUUGGCUUUACUGCUCCAUCUUCCUUCAGCUGAUAAAAGCAGCAAUGUUCAAGUGGUGGAUCCUGAUGCUCCUUCAUCCCUGUGUACUUCGAGCAGAACCUGAAUGUAAGCAUUUCACAGCGUUGGACUUUCACAAUUCCUUUAUUGGGACAAAACUGGACGUUAAGCUGUUGCUCUACACAAAUGAAACCAUAAACUGUGGAAAUCAUCUGGAUCACACAAAUUUCAAAGGUUCUAAUUUGCUGAAUGUGAAAAGAAAAACCACCUUUGUAAUCCAUGGAUACAGGCCAUCAGGAUCCCCCCCAGUGUGGAUAGACACAAUAGUACAGCUUUUGUUAUCUGCUGAAGAUAUGAACGUGAUUAUAGUUGACUGGAACAGAGGAGCUGCUACCAUCUUAUAUCCGAAAGCAGCAGAAAACACAAAGAGAGUGGCACAAAUCCUAACCUUGUUUAUUAAACAGAUGAUAGAAAUGGGCAGUUCACUCAGCUCUUUCCAUUUGAUAGGGAUCAGUCUUGGAGCUCACAUAUCUGGGUUUGUUGGGAACAUGCUGGGUGGCAAAAUUGGAAGAAUCACUGGCCUUGACCCUGCAGGCCCAAUGUUUACUGGUAAACCACCUGCAGAGAGACUUGACCCCACUGAUGCAGAGUUUGUGGAUGUCUUACAUACCGAUAUUGAUGCUUUAGGUUUCAGAGAACCGCUAGGACACAUAGAUUUCUAUGCCAACGGAGGAACAGACCAACCUGGCUGCCCCAAAACCAUAUUUUCUGGAAAACAAUACUUUGUGUGUGACCAUCAGAGAUCCGUAUUCCUAUUCCUCUGCUCUUUAAAUAAGACCUGUGAAAUAACGGCUUACCCCUGCUCAUCAUACCAAAAAUUUCUGGAUGGUAAAUGCACUGAAUGUGACGCUUUUCUUCCAGCACCUUGUCCUGUAUUAGGUUUUUACAUAUACAAAUGGAAAGAUGCUCUUGUUAAACUUGAACAAACAAAAGCAUAUUUUUCUACAACAGCAGAUCCUCCAUUUUGUAAGUACAAUUACCUUCUGGAUAUUAUUACAUGGAACAAAAGCACACGCUGGGGAUACAUUACAAUAAAAUUGAUGAACGGAAAAAACGUGACAGAAUCAAAAUUAGAUCACAAAGCGUCGAAAUUUGAACAGUACACAGAAACACAGUUGCUAACACAGUUUGAUAAGGAUGUGGAGAAUGUCCAAAAGAUCUCAGUUAAAUUCUCCACAGGAAAUGUGAUUGGCCCCAGAUAUAAACUGAGAGUUAUACGGAUGAGACUGAAGCCAUUGGAUAACAAAAACAGACCACACUUGUGUAGAUAUGAUCUGAUUAUGGAGGAAAAUACUGAAGUGACAUUCCGGCCAAUCAUUUGCCAGGACAUUGAAAUGUAAUAUGAAAGCUAUAGUGAUGUUAAAACAAAAUCUGGAUUAUGGAUUUUAUAAAAUAGCCUAUCUGUAAUUCUUUUGUAAAAAGAAAAUUCAAUAAUAUUGGUAUUAUUUUUGUAAAGCAGAGUAUAAACAUCUUCCUUUUUUUCCCCUGUAAAUAUACAUUUCUAGCUUUCGAAUUUAUUUUAAAUGUUCUUUUUUAUUCCUAAUUUCUAAACACUGUGCAAACAAUUUUCCAUACAUAUUAAAUAGGUUAUUUCUGUUUGUUUUUUGUGUUCAUGUUUUCUUGUGCCUCAAAACUGUGUUUAUCAAAAUAAAAAUUGUUAAGAUAACAGAUGUACUACAUAUGACAAUUCCUCUCAACACUUGUGCAGUGCUUGACAUUAUCUACAAGUUAUUGUGUAAAACUUCUGAAUUUAAAUUAUGAAUGCAAAUAUGAAUGUGAAAAAAAACAAUUUCAAAUUUAUUUCAGUUUGCAGUUUUCUUUUCAGUUUUCAUAAUUUGUUUUACAGAAUAGUUUGUAAUGUUAUUUUUAAAAAAAUGUAGUAAUAUCAAUGUGAGUUAGUGCAUUUUGUACUGAAGGUGUAUGGGGUCUCAGAGUAUAACAUAAGCUUCCAAAAGUAUUGACAUGUCUCAAAAAAAGUAAAUUCAAUUCCAACUGUAAUAAAAAAUAAGUACAAAUAAAAAAAAAAUAAUAA